UGUCAGCUCGGUCAUGUGAUCAGCUGUGCCCAAUCACAGCUGAUCACUGAUCAUCAGGGCACUGAUGAUCAGUGUAGCCCCAGCAGCGCCACCUGUCAGUGUCCAUCAGCGCCUUGUGUCAGUGCUCAUCAGUGCCUCGUGCCAGUGCCCAUCAGUGCCACAUCAAUGCCACAUAUCAGUGCCCAUCUGAGCUGCCUUUCAGUGUCACCCAUCAGUGGCAGUCAGUGCCACCUAUCAAUUCCAAUCAGUGUCACCUAUCAGUGCCGCAUAUCAGUGCCAGUCAGUGCCGCCUAUCAGUGCGUAUCAGUGCUGCCUAUCAGUGCCUGUCAGUGCCGC
Messenger RNA from Staurois parvus, 336 nucleotides. The record is from the annotation of a GenBank genome assembly. Lineage: Eukaryota; Metazoa; Chordata; Amphibia; Anura; Ranidae.